Prinia subflava (tawny-flanked prinia) is the source of this 1414-nucleotide messenger RNA. RefSeq names its product olfactory receptor 6B1-like. Bases 11 to 970 code for a protein of 319 amino acids. Lineage: Eukaryota; Metazoa; Chordata; Aves; Passeriformes; Cisticolidae. Gene Ontology annotation, molecular function: G protein-coupled receptor activity; olfactory receptor activity; odorant binding. Gene Ontology annotation, cellular component: membrane. The record is from RefSeq and is a predicted model, not a curated record. Gene Ontology annotation, biological process: G protein-coupled receptor signaling pathway. The transcript has a single exon.
CAAGGUCAUCAUGGUCCAAGAAAAUGAUACCUACAUCCAUGAGUUCAUCCUCUUGGGAUUCCCUACCACUGCAGAGCUACAGGCCCUGCUGUUUGUGAUUUUCCUCGCCGUGUAUUUGCUGACUGUCACAGAGAACAUCGUCAUCAUCGCUUUGGUCGUCACCAAUCCCCAGCUCCACAAGCCCAUGUACUUCUUCCUGGGCCACCUGGCCUUCCUGGAGGCCUGCUACAUCUCCGUCACCGUCCCCAAGCUGCUGGUCACCCUUGUGACGAGGAGCAAGAGCAUCUCCUUCGCAGGCUGCAUGGCCCAGCUGUACUUUUUCAUCGCCCUGGUGUGCACGGAGUGCGUCCUGCUGGCCGUCAUGGCCUACGACCGCUACGCCGCCAUCUGCGCCCCGCUGCGCUACGCGCUGGCCAUGAGCCGCGGGGCCUGCCUGCGCCUGGCCGCCGCCUCCUGGCUGCUCGGCUUCCUGGUGGCCGUGCUCAAGGUCUCCUUCAUCUCCCAGCUCUCCUUCUGCGGGCCCGGCCUCAUCAACCACUUCUACUGCGACAUCAGCCCGCUGCUCAACCUCUCGUGCGCCCAGCGGCGCCUCGCCGAGCUGGUGGACUUCGUCGCGGCCUUGUUCAAUUUGCUGAUCCCCCUUUCUGUCAUCGUCGUUUCCUACGCCUGCAUAAUCAGCACCAUUUUGCUCAUUCCCAAGGCCCAGAACAGGAAGAAAGCCUUCUCCACCUGCACUUCUCACCUGGCUGUGGUGGUCAUUUUCUUCUCGGCCACGCUCUUCAUGUAUGCUCGGCCCAGGAGUGUGAACUCCAGGGAUCUCAACAAGCUGGUUUCCAUCAUUUAUACCAUCGUCACCCCAAUGCUAAAUCCAUUCAUUUACUGCCUGAGGAACCAGGAAGUAAAGGACACUUUAGUGAAGGUCUUGUGUAGCAGGGCUGCUCUCUCCAGAGUUUCUGCAUCAGAUCAUUAAUGUAAUGCUUGGGAGAUAAUCUUCCAACUGAAUGUGUCCGAAUCCUAUGAAGGUCUGAUAAGAUUUUUACUUUGACAGAAAUGGUUGUUAGGGUUCUCUUUCAACAUCAGUGCUUAACAACUCCUUCUCCCGAGUCAAUCUGUAUGUUCAGCUAAAAUCUAUGAACCUAUGUCAAUGUAAAAGGUUUUUAUAACUGAACACAUCACACAUCAUUCCUGAGGAGCAGAAAAGGCAAUAAACAUAAUUGCCUUCUCCUAAUUUAUUUGUUUUGGUAUGCAUCAAAGAACAAAAUUGCGUUCUGACCUUGAUCCAACUUAACAUGAAACUAGGAUUCAAGAACCUGAGGCACCAAAUAAAUUGUUAUGUCAACUUUCUUCACAGGAAUGAGGAUGGGAACUUCAGUAAUUCAGACAAUAAAUCAUUUUAGAUAGCUGUGAUGGGAGA